AUGGAGUCUGAGAAAGGUGGCCCACCACCUACGCAGGGGGAGAAGGCUCCUCCAGCCACUGAAGAGGAAGCCCCGCCCCCACCUGAUGAGCAGGCACCGCCUCCCGCAGACGAGGCCCCGCCCACUGCCACUGAAGAUGAGACUCCGCCCACUGAAGGUGACCAGGGCUCGCCCAUUUCCGAAACAGAAGUCCCAUCCACUCCAGGAACCGAUUCCAAGCCUCUCUCUGCCACUGGCCCUGGACCUUCUGUGAUUGACUAUAGGAGUCUCAUUCCUUCUGUUGAGAAGUUAACUAUUCCGGAUGAUGAGUCAGUGCCGAGCAGGGUCAGACCUAGACCGGCUCCACGGCCUGUGCAGUCCGUCCUGUCAGAUGUACUUUCUAACUCUUCCCCGAGGUCCUCCAAGUACCGCCGAAGUAUGAGUGGCAUUCCGAACCUGCAGGAGACGUUGAAAGAGAGACAGGCAAGAUUUAGAGAAGCAAGGGAAACCCGGAAGAUGAAAAUUGACUCAUCAUACCAAUACAUAUUUGAAAUUCUAUCAGAAAAGCUUGGGCUGGACUUAACAACGGUUGAAGAAUUAAUUUUGGAUUGCCCAUCGCUGGACCCAUUCAACAAUUUUUUUGAGAAAGGUGGUUGUAAGACAUUGAAGUUUUUGUACCAGGAAGGAGAUGUGCCCGGGAUUGAAUGUGGUCGAGUUUUUGUCGGAGUACCCAAAGGAAAGAAAAUGAUGAGAUUGUAUGUAGACAACGCAGCCCCAGAUAAACUAAAAGGACUGUGUAUGUUCUUUGUUCGCUGCCGAAAUGAUAUUGCUGUAAAUUCUAAAAAUAUUCAUGAGGAUGUGCUAUUUACUGUCUUGGAUGCCUCAAAAGGACUCUUACAGGGGAUCAAGAAUAUGCUAGAAAAAAUAUUUCUGCCAGCCAUUCUUGCAACCAACAACUGGGGUGCUUUAAACCAGUCUAAGAAGGGAGAAUUUGAGAGACACAUUUUCACGGAAACCAUCAACAGAUACCUUUCAUUUUUAGAUGGUGCUAGAAUAAGCAUCAAAGGAACUGUGAUGUUAAAGAAGGUAGACAACAUCGAUUUUUCCAGACUGCAUACCUUUGAAGAAGUAGCAGCAGCAGCGAGCAAUUCAGAGAUGGUCCAUCAACUGGAGGAGGUGCUGAUGGUGUGGUACAAGCAGAUAGAGCAGUUGCUUAUUGAGAGCGAGCAGAUGAGGAAAGAAGCUGACGAUUCAGGUCCCCUCACUGAACUGGAGCACUGGAAACAUAUGUCGGCCAAAUUCAACUAUAUCAUCGAACAGAUUAAAGGGUCAAACUGUAAGGCUGUCAUAAAUGUGCUAACCGUUGCACGUUCCAAGUUGCUAAAGGUUUCCAUGGCACAUGGAAUACAAAACUUGAUUAAUGCCAUCAGAAUGAUCCACAGCGCGUCGCGGUAUUAUAAUACAUCAGAGAGAAUGACCUCGUUAUUCACCAAGGUAACAAACCAGAUGGUGACGGCGUGUAAAGCAUAUAUUACUGACGGAGGAGCAAACUACGUAUGGGACCAGGAGACACCAGCCAUAUUAAAGAAGAUCAAGGAUUGCAUUUUUCUAUUUAAGGAAUAUCAGGCAUCUUUUCACAAAAUAAGGAAGCAGAUUUUGGAAUCUUCAGGGGAAAAGUCUUUUGAGGUUUCAGAGAUGUAUAUAUUUGGAAAAUUCGAAGCCUUCUGCAAGAGACUGGAGAAGAUUACAGAAAUGAUAACUAUUGUGCAGACAUACUCAGCCUUGAGUAAUUCUACAAUCGAAGGAAUAGAUAUUAUGGCUAUAAAAUUCAAAAAUAUCCAUCAAGGGAUUAAGAAAAAGCUGUAUGACAUCCUAGAUCCACGAAGGACAGAAUUUGACACAGAUUUCUUAGACUUUAUGACCAAAAUCAAUGGUCUAGAGCUACAAAUACAGGGAUUUAUGAACACCACCUUUGGAAAAAUCUUAUCUUCUCAACUGGCGCUUCAACUGCUUCAAAGAUUUCAAAAGCUGAACAUUCCCUGCCUUCAGUUAGAAAUCAAUCACACAAUUGAGCGGAUUCUUCAGUGUUAUAUGGCUGAACUUGAAGCCACCAAGAGGCUCUACCACUCUCAGAAAGAUGAUCCCCCCCUUGCUCGCAACAUGCCCCCCAUAGCGGGGAAAAUUCUGUGGGUGAGGCAGCUGUACCAACGGAUAAAUGAACCCAUCAACUAUUUCUUUAAAAACUCAGACAUUUUGUCAAGCGCAGAAGGUAAAACUGUCAUCCGUCAGUACAACAAGAUCUCAUAUGUGCUGGUGGAAUUUGAGGUGGCCUACCACACAGCCUGGGUCAAAGAAAUUUCACAGCUACAUUAUGCUUUGCAAGCCACGCUUUUUGUGCGUCAUCCAGAAACGGGGAGGCUGCUGGUUAAUUUUGAUCCUAAAAUCUUGGAGGUCGUGCGGGAAACAAAGUGCAUGAUAAAGAUGAGACUGGACGUUCCAGAACAGGCAAAGAAGUUGCUGAAACUGGAAAGCAAAUUGAAGGUGGACAAGUUGUAUUUGCAGGGUCUUCUGCAGUAUUAUGAUGAAUUAUGCCAGGAGGUGCCUUCUGUGUUUGUCAACCUGAUGACCCCUAAAAUGAAAAAGGUGGAAUCCGUAUUGAGGCAAGGGCUCACGAUUCUAACGUGGUCGUCUUUAACGCUGGAAAGCUUCUUCCACGAAGUUGAAUCAGUUUUGGAUAUGUUCAGCCAACUUUUAAAGAAGGUCAAUGACUUGUGUGAAAUGCAUAUUGAUACAGUUCUGAAGGAGAUAGCCAAGACCCUACUGAUUUCCUUGUCGGAUACCGGUGCCAGCAGAUUAGAAGACAUGCUGGACCUGAAUGAGACAUAUACAAAAGAAUGGGCAGACAUUCUAAAUCACAAAAGCAGACAUGUGGAAGAAGCCGUGAAAGAGCUGAUAUUAAUAUUUGAGCAAAUUUAUGAAGUCAAGUACACCGGGACACCAACAAAACAGGUACCAGAGCAGAGGAAACAUGUGGUUUUUGGAAGUGAAACGGAGGAAGGUGACAGCCUGGACUUUGAGGCUGAGGUGAGAGAAGCUGACAUCAAUGACAAAGAUGAAUUUAAGAAGGAAUGUAAAGAAGUCUAUGCUUUUUUCUCUCAUCAAUUACUAGACAGUCUUCAAAAAGCUACAUGCUUAUCUUUGGACACAAUGAAAAAGAGAAUAUUUGUUGGCAGCAAAGGACGAAGAUGGUCAGAAAAUAUUAUUUCCUUCAUAAAAACUGAAGUACAUCUUGCAAUUCCUAAUGUGGUAAUGAUUCCCAGCCUGGAUGACAUUCAACAAGCCAUCAACCGCAUGAUCCAGCUUACCCUGGAGGUCAGCAGAGGCGUGGCACACUGGGGACAACAGCAGGUCAGACAAAUGAGGUCUAUUCCUAACAGCGCCUCUCGAACCACUGCUGAUCAAGACCAAUCAACCACAGGAAAAAUGCUGAAGAAAGAAAGAUCUUUUGAAGAAACCGUUCCUGCGAGGAAGCUGAAGAACUUUUACCCUGGUGUGGCAGAGCACAAGGACAUCUCCAAGCUGGUCCUCCUCCUCUCCUCCUCUGUGAACUCUCUCCGGAAGGCAGCCAAUGAGGCCCUACAGGACUUCCAAAAGUACAAGAGUCUCUGGACAGAAGACCGGGAUGUCAAAGUCAAGGACUUUUUAGCCAACAACCCCUCUCUGACUGAAAUCAGAUCAGAAAUUCUCCACUAUGCAACCUUUGAAGAGGAGAUUGAUGAGCUAAAACCUGUUAUUGUUGUGGGAGCCCUCGAACUGCACACGGAGCCAGUGAAGUUAGCCUUAUCAAUCGAGGCCAAGGCAUGGAAGAUGUUACUCUGUCGAUAUUUGAAUGAAGAAUAUAAAAAGAAAAUGUCAGACAUGAUAGCAUUUAUCAAUGAAUACUUGAAAAAGUUGUCUAGACCGAUUCGUGACUUAGAUGAUGUCAGAUUUGCAAUGGAAGCUUUGUCUUGUAUCCGGGAGAAUGAAAUUCAAAUGGACAUGACUUUGGGGCCAAUUGAAGAAGCCUAUGGUAUUUUAAACAGAUUUGAAGUUGAAGUAACCAAAGAGGAAUCAGAAGCUGUUGAUACCCUGAGAUAUUCUUUCAACAAAUUGCAGAGCAAAGCUGUUUCCGUACAAGAUGAACUAGUUCAAGUGCAGCCAAAAUUUAAAAGUAGCCUGCUUGAGUCAGUGGAAGUUUUCCGGGAGGAUGUUAUCAACUUUACUGAAGCAUAUGAGAUGGAAGGACCCAUGGUACCAAAUAUUCCACCCCAGGAAGCUAGCAACAGGCUGCAGAUAUUCCAGGCCAAUUUUGAUGAUCUGUGGAGGAAAUUUGUUACAUAUUCAUCUGGGGAGCAACUUUUUGGAUUGCCUGUGACUGACUAUGAGGGUCUACAUAGAAUCAGGAAAGAACUCAACUUGCUUCAGAAGCUAUAUGGACUGUAUGAUACUGUCAUGGGCAGUAUCAGUGGUUACUAUGAAGUCCUUUGGAGAGAUGUAAAUAUCGAAAAAAUCAAUGCAGAACUUCAGGAAUUCCAGAACAGAUGUCGAAAAAUUCCCAAAGCACUGAAAGACUGGCAAGCUUUUCUGGAUCUCAAAAAAAGAAUUGACGAUUUCAGUGAGUCGUGUCCUCUACUAGAAAUGAUGACUAAUAAAGCCAUGAAGCUGAGUCACUGGGAUCAGAUCUCUGAGCUGACUGGGACCCCAUUCGAUGUGGAAUCUGAUUCUUUCUGUCUGAGAAACAUUAUGGAGGCACCACUCCUUAAAAAUAAGGAUGACAUUGAGGACAUCUGCAUCUCUGCUAUUAAGGAAAAGGAUAUUGAAGCCAAGCUGACUCAGGUGAUUGAGAACUGGACCCACCAAAACUUGAGUUUUUCGAUGUUUAAAGGGAAAGGAGAGCUCCUCCUCAAAGGGACUGAAUCUGGAGAAAUUAUCUCCUUGAUGGAGGAUAGCCUGAUGGUCUUAGGUUCCUUGCUAAGCAACAGAUAUAAUGCUCCGUUUAAAAAAAAUAUCCAGAAGUGGGUGUAUAAAUUGUCUACUUCCUCGGAUAUAAUCGAGGAGUGGCUGGUCGUGCAGAAUUUGUGGGUCUGUCUUGAAGCUGUCUUUGUGGGUGGAGAUAUUGCCAAACAGCUGCCUCAGGAAGCCAAACGUUUUCAGAAUAUUGACAAGUCGUGGAUAAAAAUAAUGCAGCGAGCUCACGAGAAUCCCAACGUGAUUAGCUGUUGUGUGGGGGAUGAAACUAUGGGGCAACUUCUGCCUCAUUUACACGAACAGUUGGAAGUGUGCCAGAAAUCUCUCACAGGGUACUUGGAGAAGAAGCGAUUGUUGUUUCCAAGAUUCUUCUUCGUUUCUGACCCGGUUCUUCUGGAAAUUCUAGGACAAGCCAGCGAUUCCCAUACAAUACAGCCACACCUCCCUGCAGUGUUUGACAACAUAAACGAGGUGUCAUUUCACCCAAAAGACUAUGAUCGCAUGAUGGCUGUCAUAUCAAGAGAAGGAGAAAAAAUCACGUUGGCUACUUCUGUUAUGGCCAAAGGUCCUGUAGAGAUUUGGCUCCUGGACUUGUUAAAAGUACAGAUGUCGUCAUUACAUAAUAUAAUCAGAUCUGCAUUCUAUCAAAUCAACGACCCUGGAUUUCAACUCUUACCUUUCCUUAGUCACUUCCCAGCGCAGGUUGGGCUUCUGGGAAUUCAGAUGCUGUGGACACGUGAUUCAGAAGAGGCUUUAAAUAAUGCAAAAGAAGACAGGAAAAUCAUGCAAAUAACCAACCAGAAAUUUCUGGAUAUUCUAAAUACUCUUAUUAGUCAGACAACACAUGAUCUGACUAAAUUCCACAGAGUGAAGUUUGAAACUCUAAUCACCAUCCACGUGCACCAGAGAGAUAUUUUUGAUGACUUGGUAAAAAUGCACAUCAAGUCUGUUACUGACUUUGAAUGGCUAAAACAGAGUAGAUUUUAUUUUAAGGAAGAUUUGGAUCAGACCGUGGUAUCUAUUACAGAUGUUGAUUUCAUUUACCAAAAUGAAUUUCUGGGAUGUACUGAUCGACUUGUUAUAACUCCGUUAACAGACAGAUGCUAUAUCACGCUGGCUCAGGCUCUGGGAAUGAACAUGGGGGGUGCCCCAGCAGGACCUGCGGGGACUGGCAAAACAGAAACCACAAAGGACAUGGGCAGGUGUUUGGGGAAGUAUGUGGUUGUGUUCAACUGCUCGGAUCAAAUGGAUUUCAGAGGUCUAGGAAGGAUUUUCAAAGGUCUUGCACAGUCGGGAUCCUGGGGCUGUUUUGAUGAGUUUAACAGAAUUGAAUUGCCUGUAUUAUCCGUGGCAGCCCAACAAAUUUACAUUGUUUUGACAGCAAGAAAAGAGAGGAAAAAGCAGUUCACUUUUUCAGAUGGUGAUUGUGUUGAUUUAAACCCAGAGUUUGGAAUCUUCCUAACGAUGAAUCCUGGAUAUGCCGGGCGACAGGAACUGCCAGAAAACUUAAAAAUUCAGUUUAGAACUGUGGCAAUGAUGGUUCCUGAUAGACAGAUCAUUAUGAGAGUUAAACUUGCAAGCUGUGGUUUUCUUGAAAAUGUUAUCUUGGCUCAAAAGUUCUAUGUUCUUUACAAACUCUGUGAAGAGCAACUUACUAAACAGGUCCAUUAUGACUUUGGAUUGAGAAAUAUCCUAUCUGUAUUGAGAACCCUUGGAUCCCAGAAAAGAGCCAGACCAGAAGACAGUGAACUAAGUAUUGUCAUGAGGGGACUACGAGACAUGAACCUGUCUAAACUGGUUGAUGAAGAUGAACCCCUGUUUCUCAGCUUAAUUAAUGACCUGUUCCCAGGGCUACAACUGGAUAGUAGUACUUAUGUGGAACUGCAAGAUGCAGUGGCUCACCAGGUCCAGCUAGAAGGUCUGAUUAACCACCCGCCCUGGAACCUCAAACUAGUGCAGUUAUAUGAGACAUCUCUGGUACGGCAUGGCCUGAUGACUCUUGGGCCCAGUGGUUCUGGGAAAACAGCGGUUAUAACAAUUCUGAUGAAGGCUUUGACAGAGUGUGGGAGGCCCCACAGAGAGAUGCGAAUGAAUCCAAAGGCGAUUACUGCACCUCAGAUGUUUGGCAGACUGGAUACCGCCACCAACGACUGGACAGAUGGGAUUUUUUCCACUCUGUGGAGGAAGACAUUAAAAGCUAAAAAAGGUGAAAACAUCUUCCUCAUUUUAGAUGGCCCUGUGGAUGCCAUUUGGAUUGAGAAUUUAAAUUCUGUGCUGGAUGAUAACAAAACUCUCACACUGGCUAACGGAGAUCGCAUUCCCAUGGCCCCUAACUGUAAGCUGUUGUUUGAGGUGCACAAUAUUGAGAAUGCCUCUCCUGCCACGGUUUCGAGGAUGGGCAUGGUCUAUAUCAGCAGCUCGGCGCUCAGCUGGAGGCCAAUAUUACAAGCAUGGUUGAAGAAACGCACUGUGCAGGAAUCCACUGUGUUCCUGGCUCUGUAUGACAAGACAUUUGAUGAUACCCACACAUUCAUGAAAUUAAACCUCAACCCAAAAAUGCAGCUCCUGGAGUGCAAUUACAUUGUGCAAUCUCUCACUCUUCUGGAAGGUUUAAUUCCCUCCAAAGAAGAAGGUGGCAUUUCAUCUGUCAAUCAUCUUCAAAAGCUAUUUGUGUUUGGUCUGAUGUGGAGUUUAGGCGCCCUUCUGGAACUGGAAAGCAGAGAAAAACUUGAAUUAUUUUUCCGGGGUCACGAAAGCAAGUUAGACCUACCAGAAAUACCUAAAGGCACCAAUCAAACCAUGUAUGAGUUUUAUGUUACCGAUUAUGGUGACUGGGAGCACUGGAGUAAGAGGCUUCUGCCAUACUAUUACCCGACAGACAGUAUUCCGGAAUAUUCAUCUAUCUUGGUUCCAAACGUUGACAAUAUUAGAACCAAUUUUUUGAUUGACACUAUCGCGAAGCAACAUAAAGCUGUUUUGCUCACGGGUGAGCAGGGAACUGCAAAAACUGUAAUGGUAAAGGCCUAUUUGAAAAAAUAUGAUCCUGAACUACAGCUAGCCAAGAGUCUAAACUUCUCCUCUGCCACAGAGCCAAUGAUGUUUCAGAGAACGAUAGAAAGCUAUGUGGAUAAGAGAAUGGGAAGCACCUACGGGCCCCCAGGAGGAAGGAAGAUGACUAUAUUUAUUGAUGAUAUUAAUAUGCCUGUGAUCAAUGAGUGGGGAGAUCAGAUAACAAACGAGAUCGUGAGGCAGAUGAUGGAGAUGGAGGGGAUGUACAGUUUGGACAAGCCUGGAGACUUCACGACCAUUGUUGACGUACAACUCAUAGCGGCGAUGAUUCAUCCUGGAGGGGGCCGGAAUGACAUCCCACAGCGGUUGAAGAGGCAGUUUACUAUGUUCAAUUGUACACUGCCUUCAAAUGAUUCCAUAGACAAAAUCUUUGGAAUUAUUGGCUGUGGAUACUUUGAUCCUUGUAGAAAGUUCAAGCCUGAAAUAUGCGAAAUGAUUGGGAAUUUAGUCUCAGUGGGCCGAGUACUAUGGCAGUGGACAAAGGUGAAGAUGCUGCCCACACCCUCUAAAUUCCAUUACAUCUUCAACCUUCGAGAUCUUUCCAGAAUUUGGCAAGGAAUGUUAACCAUAAAGUCUGAGGAGUGUGACACGAUCCCUGUCCUCUUGUCGCUGUUCAGACAUGAGUGCAACAGGGUGAUCGCAGAUAGGUGUGUUUUAAAGCACCAGGGUGCACACGUGCCAUCCUUUGAAUUCCUGUGUGAAAAACUCCGGUUUUACCAGAGGCAGUUCAAUGAAAUCAUUAGAGGAACAUCUCUUGACCUGGUGUUUUUUAAAGAUGCAAUGACUCAUCUUAUUAAGAUUUCACGAAUAAUUAGAACCUCAUGUGGAAAUGCACUGCUGGUAGGUGUUGGUGGCUCAGGGAAGCAAAGUCUUUCAAGAUUGGCUUCUUUUAUUGCUGGGUAUCAAAUAUUUCAGAUAACAUUAACCAGGUCUUACAAUGUGUCCAAUCUAAUAGAAGACUUAAAGCGUUUGUACAGAGUUGCUGGAGCAGAUGGAAAAGGGAUCACCUUCAUCUUUACGGACAAUGAAAUAAAAGAUGAAGCAUUUCUGGAAUACCUUAACAACUUGCUCUCUUCAGGGGAGAUCUCCAGCUUGUUUGCCCGAGAUGAGUUGGAUGAGAUCACCCAAGGACUGGUUUCGGUGAUGAAGAGGGAGCUGCCUCGUCACCCUCCCACCUUUGACAACCUGUACGAAUACUUCAUCUCCAGGGCCAGGAAGAACUUGCAUGUUGUGCUCUGCUUUUCCCCGAAACUUCCAGUCGACCAGAGUAUGUUCAUGUACUGCCGAAGAGCCCACGUGACUCCCAAGUCAUAUCUCUCAUUUAUAAACGGUUACAAAAACAUCUACACUGAAAAGGUGAAGUAUAUCAAUGAGCAAGCGGAACGGAUGAAUACUGGUCUCAAUAAGCUGAUGGAGGCUAGUGAAUCCGUUGCUAAGCUCUCUCAGGAUCUUGCAGUAAAGGAGAAGGAAAUGGCUGUGGCUUCUGUAAAAGCAGAUGAGGUUCUGGCGGAAGUCACAGUGAGUGCCCAGGCUUCAGCCAAAGUGAAGAAUGAAGUCCAAGAAAUGAAAGACAAAGCCCAGAAAAUCGUGGAUGAAAUCGACAGUGAGAAAGUAAAAGCAGAGACCAAACUGGAGGCCGCCAAACCCGCCCUGGAAGAAGCAGAGGCCGCCCUGAAGACCAUCAAACCAAAUGACAUCGCCACGGUUAGGAAGCUGGCAAAGCCACCGCAUCUGAUUAUGAGAAUCAUGGACUGUGUGCUGUUGCUGUUCCAAAAGAAAAUUGACCCUGUCGCCAUGGACCCUGAAAAGCCUUGCUGCAAACCAUCUUGGGGAGAGUCACUAAAGCUGAUGAGUGCAACAGGAUUCCUGUGGAGCCUGCAGCAGUUCCCCAAAGACACUAUCAAUGAGGAGACCAUUGAGUUACUGCAGCCGUAUUUUAAUAUGGAGGAUUAUACUUUUGAAAGUGCCAAAAAAGUAUGUGGGAAUGUGGCCGGCCUGCUGUCCUGGACAGUUGCUAUGGCAACAUUUUAUGGCAUCAGUAGGGAAGUGUUGCCUCUGAAGGCAAAUCUGGCCAAGCAGGAAGGCCGAUUAGCCACUGCCAAUGCCGAGUUAGGGAAGGCCCAAGCCCUGCUGGAUGAGAAACAAGCCGAGCUGGACAAAGUGCAAGCAAAAUUUGAUGCCGCAAUGAAUGAAAAAAUGGACCUGCUCAAUGAUGCUGACAUGUGUCGGAAGAAGAUGCAGGCAGCCUCCGUGCUCAUUGAUGGGCUGAGUGGAGAAAAAGUCCGAUGGACCCAGCAAAGUAAAGAAUUCAAAGCUCAGAUUAAUAGACUUGUAGGUGACGUUCUGCUCUGCACGGGCUUCCUCUCCUACCUUGGCCCAUUCAAUCAGAUAUUUAGGAACUAUUUGCUGAAAGAUCAAUGGGAGGUAGAGUUGAAAGCACGGAAAAUUCCUUUCACUGAAAACCUGAACCUUAUUGCCAUGUUGGUGGAUCCUCCAACUAUUGGUGAGUGGGGGCUGCAAGGACUACCUGGAGAUGACCUAUCAAUUCAGAAUGGCAUUAUUGUGACAAAGGCCACCAGAUACCCUCUCCUCAUUGAUCCCCAGACUCAAGGAAAAACUUGGAUUAAAUCAAAAGAAAAAGAAAAUGAUUUGCAGGUGACAUCUCUGAACCAUAAGUAUUUCCGAAUGCACUUGGAGGACAGCCUGUCCCUGGGUCGCCCCCUUCUCAUCGAGGACAUUCGGGAGGAGCUGGAUCCAGCUCUGGAUCAUGUACUGGAAAAGAAUUUCAUUAAAUCAGGCACCACUUUCAAGGUGAAAGUCGGUGAUAAGGAAUGUGACAUCAUGAAUACAUUUAAACUCUACAUCACCACCAAGUUACCAAACCCUGCUUUCACCCCUGAGAUCAAUGCGAAGACCUCGGUCAUUGAUUUCACUGUGACCAUGAAGGGGUUGGAGAAUCAGUUACUCAGGAGAGUAAUCCUAACGGAGAAACAGGAGUUGGAGUCAGAGAGGGUUAAACUUUUGGAGGAUGUUACUUUUAAUAAGCGGAAGAUGAAAGAACUUGAGGAUAACCUGCUGUAUAAAUUAAGUGCUACAAAAGGUUCCUUGGUGGACGACGAGUCUCUCAUUGGUGUCCUUCGAAUCACCAAGCAGACAGCAGCAGAAGUCAGUGAAAAGCUCCAUGUCGCUGCAGAAACAGAGAUCAAGAUCAACAUGGCUCAGGAGGAGUUCCGGCCAGCCGCCACCCGCGGCAGCAUCCUCUACUUCCUCAUCACAGAAAUGAGCAUGGUGAACGUUAUGUAUCAAACCUCACUGUCCCAGUUCUUGAAGUUAUUCGACCAGUCCAUGGCCAGAUCUGAAAAGUCUCCACUACCUCAAAAGAGAAUUGCAAAUAUCAUCGAAUAUCUGACAUACAAGGUUUUUACGUACUCAGUGAGAGGCCUGUAUGAAAACCACAAAUUUCUCUUUGCACUCCUCAUGACCUUGAAGAUUGACCUUCAGAGGGGGACAGUUAAACACAAAGAGUUUCAGACUCUGAUUAAAGGUGGAGCCGCACUGGAUCUGAAGGCCUGCCCUCCCAAGCCCUUUCGAUGGAUCCUUGACAUGACAUGGCUCAACCUGGUAGAGCUAAGUAAACUCCCUCAAUUUUCAGAAAUUAUGAACCAGAUAUCACGGAAUGAGAAAGGAUGGAAAAGCUGGUUUGAUAAAGAUGCCCCAGAGAAGGAGAUGAUUCCGGAUGGGUACAACGACUCGCUGGACACCUGCCACAAGCUUCUGCUUAUCAGGUGGUGUCCAGACCGUACUGUUUUCCAAGCGAGAAAGUACAUUGCUGACUCUUUGGAGGAGAAGUACACAGAGCCAGUUAUCCUAAAUCUGGAAAAAACUUGGGAGGAAAGCGACACACACACCCCUCUGAUUUGUCUUCUCUCCAUGGGCUCCGACCCCACCAUUCAGAUUGACGCCUUGGCCAAAAAACUGAAGCUGGAAUGUAGGACCAUCUCAAUGGGACAAGGACAAGAAGUUCAUGCUCGAAAGCUGAUUCAGAUGUCCAUGCAGCAGGGUGGUUGGGUAUUACUGCAAAAUUGUCACCUUGGCCUGGAAUUCAUGGAAGAAUUAUUAGAGAUAUUGUUGACCACCGAAACCACUGAAGAAUCUUUCCGAGUGUGGAUAACUACCGAGCCCCAUGAUCGAUUUCCAAUUACAUUACUCCAGACUUCUCUCAAGUUCACAAAUGAGCCACCCCAAGGUGUCCGCGCAGGCUUGAAAAGAACAUUCGCGGGGAUCAACCAAGACCUUCUGGAUAUCAGUAACUUACCCAUGUGGAAGCCCAUGCUCUACACAGUGGCAUUUCUACAUUCAGCAGUGCAGGAGCGACGUAAAUUUGGUCCCUUGGGAUGGAAUAUCCCCUAUGAAUUCAAUUCUGCCGACUUCUCGGCCAGUGUCCAGUUUAUUCAGAAUCACCUUGAUGAGUGCGAUAUUAAAAAGGGUGUAUCCUGGAGCACAGUGCGGUACAUGAUUGGAGAGGUGCAGUAUGGAGGCAGAGUGACAGAUGACUUUGAUAAACGUCUACUCAAUUGCUUUGCUAGAGUCUGGUUUAGUGAGAAGAUGUUUGAACCCUCAUUCUGGUUUUACCACGGGUAUAAAAUCCCCGUGUGUAAAACUUUGGACCAGUAUUUUGAAUACAUCCAGUCUCUGCCACCCUUAGAUAACCCAGAAGUCUUUGGGCUCCACCCCAAUGCUGACAUCACGUAUCAGAGUAACACAGCUUCUGAUGUUCUUGAAACAAUCACCAACAUUCAACCCAAAGAGAGUGGAGGUGGCAUGGGCGAGACGCGCGAGGCCAUUGUGUACCGGCUAUCUGAGGACAUGCUGAGCAAGCUUCCCUCUGAUUAUUUGCCUCACGAGGUGAAAGCUCGUUUGCAAAAGAUGGGGCCCCUUAAUUCAAUGAACAUAUUUCUUAGACAAGAAAUUGACAGGCUGCAGAAAGUCAUCUCAAUACUUCGGGUUAGCCUGGGUGAUCUAAAACUGGCCAUCGAAGGGACAAUCGUCAUGAGUGAGAACUUGAGAGAUGCCCUGGACAAUAUGUAUGAUGCUCGCAUACCUCAUAUCUGGAAGAGAGUGUCCUGGGAUUCCUCCACCCUGGGCUUCUGGUUUACUGAACUUCUAGAAAGGAAUGCUCAGUUUUCGACUUGGAUAUUUGAGGGGAGACCUAAUGUGUUCUGGAUGACAGGCUUCUUUAAUCCCCAAGGUUUCCUCACAGCAAUGAGGCAAGAAGUGACCCGAGCCCACAAAGGCUGGGCACUGGACACCGUGACCAUCCACAAUGAAGUCCUGCGGCAGACCAAGGAGGAGAUCGCAGCACCCCCUGCGGAAGGUGUGUAUAUUUAUGGGCUGUACGUGGAUGGGGCAGCCUGGGACAGACGGAACGGGAAGCUCACAGAAGCCACCCCGAAAGUGCUUUUCACACAACUGCCGGUUCUGCAUAUCUUUGCCAUUAACUCCACCGCACCCAAGGACCCGAAGCUGUACGUGUGUCCCAUUUACAAGAAACCCAGGCGAACUGACCUGACCUUCAUCACCGUUGUGUACUUACGAACAGUGCUGUCCCCAGAUCACUGGAUCCUGAGGGGAGUGGCCCUCUUGUGUGACAUCAAGUAAGUUCAUCUCCACCCCUACCAGAAGAUGCACAUAAGCAGCCUGCUGUGGAAAGGCCGGGCCAUGUGUGUGUCUUGC
This is a messenger RNA of Nannospalax galili (Upper Galilee mountains blind mole rat), 13788 nucleotides long. It is a transcript of the gene Dnah8, whose product is annotated as dynein axonemal heavy chain 8. The coding region runs from base 1 to 13713 and encodes 4570 amino acids. The transcript is spliced from 90 exons. Gene Ontology annotation, biological process: microtubule-based movement. The record is from RefSeq and is a predicted model, not a curated record. Gene Ontology annotation, molecular function: ATP hydrolysis activity; dynein intermediate chain binding; ATP binding. Gene Ontology annotation, cellular component: dynein complex. NCBI's taxonomy places the organism in Eukaryota, Metazoa, Chordata, Mammalia, Rodentia, Spalacidae.